AUGUUCAUUCCAGGUCCAACGGGAGGAAAUCCGCAGUUGGGACAUACUUUGACAGACACACGAAACCAUCAUUUUGCCGGUCAAAGUUCAGUAGAUCAACAAAAUUGCUCAAAUGAUGUACAUCCUUCAGAAAACUUUAUCAACCUCGACAAGCCCGAUGAUAGCAUCUUCAACGGUCUUAACAUCCUCGACAAUGUUGUUGUUGACAUAGAAGAUAUUGACAUCGACGAUGUUAUUGACAUCCCCGACGAC
Molecule: messenger RNA, 252 nt
Organism: Loa loa (African eye worm)
Lineage: Eukaryota; Metazoa; Nematoda; Chromadorea; Rhabditida; Onchocercidae
Exons: 1
Source: RefSeq, a predicted model, not a curated record